GCCCGUGACCGCAGUACUGGCGGGGAAACUGAGGCCCGGCGUGGGGCGGGGCGCCCCUUCCAAGCCUCCCUCCCCGGAGCCCCCGCUCCGCCCCCGUCGGCCCCGCCCCGGUCCGUAAGAGGCCCCGGGGGCGCGCGGGGAGGCGCACAGCCAUGGCAGCGCAGCGGCUGGGCAAGCGGGUGCUGAGCAAGCUGCAGGGGCCCGCGCGGGCGCGGGGUGCGGGGGGCAGCCACAGCCCCGGGGGUCUGCAGAAGCGGCACGCGCGCGUCACGGUCAAGUACGACCGGCGCGAGCUGCAGCGGCGGCUGGACGUGGAGAAGUGGAUCGACGGGCGCCUGGAGGAGCUGUACCAAGGCCGGGAGGCAGACAUGCCAGAUGAGGUCAAUAUUGACGAAUUGUUGGAACUGGAGAGUGAAGAGGAGAGGAGUCAGAAAAUUCAGGGACUCCUGAAGUCCUGCAUGAACCCCACAGAGGACUUUAUCCAGGAGCUGCUGGUGAAGCUUCAAGGCCUCCACAAGCAGCCAGGGCACCGCCAUCCCAGCCCGUCAGAUGAGGGCAGCCUGAGCCCCCAGCAGGAUCGAGCCCGGACUGCACCGCCCUGACCCACUCUGGCAUGUGUCCACCGUCUUCCGCCCCUGCACCGCACCCCAGUCCUGACUUGUUUAUAAAUUGUAUUUAAUGGUUCCUGUAACAAUAA
Molecule: messenger RNA, 697 nt
Organism: Erinaceus europaeus (western European hedgehog)
Lineage: Eukaryota; Metazoa; Chordata; Mammalia; Eulipotyphla; Erinaceidae
Gene: PPP1R14A
Product: protein phosphatase 1 regulatory inhibitor subunit 14A
Exons: 4
Coding region: 153-602 (149 amino acids)
Biological process (GO): regulation of phosphorylation
Cellular component (GO): cytoplasm
Molecular function (GO): protein serine/threonine phosphatase inhibitor activity
Source: RefSeq, a predicted model, not a curated record